Messenger RNA from Corticium candelabrum, 1231 nucleotides. RefSeq lists its product as uncharacterized. The coding region runs from base 160 to 573 and encodes 137 amino acids. The record is from RefSeq and is a predicted model, not a curated record. Lineage: Eukaryota; Metazoa; Porifera; Homoscleromorpha; Homosclerophorida; Plakinidae. The transcript is spliced from 4 exons.
CGGCGGGAGAGGGUCUGGUUACGCAAGACUACACUGUUUGAUUGAACAGUUGAUGAAAAACUCAUCAUGUGUAAACUUCUUUGUACGGGUCGCAAAUUUUGUCCGCAAGCUUAACCAAUCACAAACAAGCUCGUCCAGCAAUCUUGUCCCGUGAGAUUAAUGGAGAGCCGUAGCGCUUCGAAGCGAGUUCGUGCGCCGGUCGCCGAUCCUGGUAUGCUUGAUUUGGAGCACGUGGACUUUGACGGGGAAGGAGAGGAGGAGUCGUUGCUGGCUAUGACCAGCGCGAUGACAACUCUGAUUGGGACGAUGAGGUACAGCGUCAAAUUGAUGCCCAGGCUGCUGUUCUGGAGGCGGAAGAGUCCGAUCAGGAGGAGGACGAGUUCACGGAUAAACAUCAAAGACUGUCACUGUGGGUCUGCCAUGAAUAUCCAGAAAUAUUCGAGAGGAACUGAUGGUUACAUCUGGAGAUGCCCUAAACACAACUGCAAAGCAACAAGAUCAGUGAGAACUGGAUCAUUUUUCUCAAACAGCAAUAUAACUUUGACAAAGUACAUGGUGAUCAUACUCCAUUAGGCAUAUGAUGACCAGGUCUUGGAUGCUUGUGAAGGAGUACAUUGUCGUUCAGUGCUUCCAGUACUUUUGUGACAUCUGCUCUUGGAAGUUGCUUCAGAUGCCAAUAAAUUCAUGUUGGGGCAGAGUGGGGCUGCACCCUAAUGUGUGUAAGAUAGAUGAAUCCUGUUUCUUGCACAAGCCCAAAGUAGUCCAUUGUGUUGAUCACACCACACAUUCUGUGAUUCUUACAGUAUGUUGCCUUUGUUGUCGCUAUGGACAUCUGGCAUGGCAUCCAGUGUUCUGUAUUGUUGAUAACUCAAUGACUCCUGCCCCUGGAUUCAUGCAAGCAGUCCAAUGUAGGGAUGUGGCAACCCUUCUGCCGAUCAUACAGGUGCACGUACUCUCAUAGACAACUAUUCAUUGCAAUGAAUGGAGAGCUUCCCAUCAGGCUAACCAGCUUUCAAAUGCCAUGUACCAAGACAGUCAACCACUCAUUUCAUUUUUGAGACCCUGCAACCGGCGUCCAUACGAUCCACAUAGAAUCCUAUUGGAAUCGAAUAAAGCUACGCCUUAAAUGCAUGAAAGGCUGUCACCGACACAUGCUGCCAUCUUACCCUGACGAGUUCAUGUGAAGGGAGAGGUAUGGGAAACAAGACAUCAAGCUUUAGAAAACAUUGUU